AAUUUGUUUCUGAUUCUGUGCGUCUCUCUCUCUCUCUCUCUAAACUUGGUUUUGUUUUGGCCCUUCAAAUUCCAAGAGUGAGUGAGUCUCUUCUUUCAUCUUCUUCUGCCUUCACACAAUGGGCCGAAGACCCAAAGCUUCCAACAACAAUCACAUGCCUGGAAAUGCAUUUCCUUCUAAGGAGAGAUUCGAACCACAAAAACAACAAAAACAACAGGUUUUCAGUGGAAAUAUAAGAAGUCCAACAAAGGUGUUAGACUCUCAACUUGAAAAUCCACACCCUGCUUGUUCCCCUUUGAAGCAUCCGAAUGUGUCGGUGGCUGGAGCAAAGAAAAGUCUUGAAAGUAAAACACCACAAGAACAAAUGAACCAGGCCAGUAAGCAUCAAAAGAAGUAUGCUACAUCCACAAGGAAAAUGUCCAAACACAGCAUUACAUCUGUGAGGCGGUCAGACCGCAUUAAAAGUGGUGUUGUUAAAUCCGCCAACUCAAAGCAGGGGGGUGUCGAACAUAUGGUGGACGUAACUGUUAGCGAUAGUGAGAUAGAUGAACCAGAGAGACAUACUGAGCAAGUAUCGUUAAAGCCACAGCUUGAUACUCAAGUUGAGCAAGUGCAAGUGUUGCCACAGUCAAAUACUCAAAUCAAGAAAGUACUACCACAGCUAGAUGGUCAUGCUGAACAAGCAUUGCCAAAGCAAAAUGCCCAAAUUGAACAAUUAUUGCUGGUGCCUGAGCCUGAGCCUACAGAAAAUAUAAGUGAAAAGAGCUUGGAUGAAAAAGUUGACUAUGCCUUACAAAGAAUACAAGCUUUUGAUAAGAUUGUAGAAUUGUUGAAAUCCAAGGCCGACGGAAAUGUUACCUCAUAUGAAGCCCCGUCGAUGACAGUCAUGGCACCAAUCAGUUACCGGAGUAUGUACAUUGAUUCGCAGAAGAAGCUGGAAGCUUUAGCAAAUGAAAAUCGACAACUAACUGGACAAUUGGAAAAUGCUCUAGGAAAAAUUGAAAUGUAUGAAAAUGAGAAUCGUGUUUUGAGUGAACUAUUGGAGAAAUUGAAAGAUACCGCUAAUCAACAGCUCUCAAAUUUGGCAAAAUCCACCGAAGCCGCUGUUAAUGCAUCAACUCUAGAAAUCUACCAUGCUUAUUCAGCUUCUGCAUCAAAAAGAAAGAGAAUUGAAGGAGGCAAUGCUGCUUAACUUUUUAACUUUUUAAUGUAUUUACAAACUUGACAUAAUGUGCUUGACAUGUAACUCGUGCCUAACAACUUAACUUGCUUUGCAUGGAUUUCUGUUGCAUAUCCGACAUGUUCCUUUCAUUUUUCUAAUUUGCUAGA
This is a messenger RNA of Cicer arietinum (chickpea), 1329 nucleotides long. RefSeq lists its product as uncharacterized. Lineage: Eukaryota; Viridiplantae; Streptophyta; Magnoliopsida; Fabales; Fabaceae. The record is from RefSeq and is a predicted model, not a curated record.